GACUAUAUUGACAAUCCAAAUGGGAUUCAGUCUGACCAUACAAACCCAAUCAGGCAUACGCCAAUUGCAUCACAGCUCUCUCAAUCACUGCAAUUUGCAGCAUGAUGUAGAGCCUUCGGAUACGAAGUAGGCGAGUAGGUGAACUUGAUAUUUAUAUAUACAUAGAUUCUCAGAAGUAACUACCCGUCAUCGAGUGCUAUAUUCUCUUCAUAAAAAAAUCCCGAAUAACGUUAUCAAGUAUCAACCUUCUUAAUCGACAAGACGACUCCCAAUAUGCCCUCUCUCAAGAAAACACAUGUCUGCACAUCAUUGCCAUGUACUUAUUGCAAGGGGCAAAAGAUGACACAAAUGAAAAAGGCUCGGGGCUUGUGCAGCAAACUCAACUGUGGCAAAUACCUAGACACACACAGUUCGACGUUCUGUACGGAACAUCUUGGGCGCAAGCAAUAUACAGACAAAUCGAGUCGCAAUGAGCGUCAGAGUGCGCAGCUGUCGAAUAGAAACCAUUCUAGCUCAAUUAGCGAGAGCUCUCGGAUAGGGGCAAUUACAUCAGCGCGACAACCCAAGCAAAUCACGUACCCGACUUCUUACGAAGGCGAUAGAGAGAGCACACAUAAUUAUACCUCAUCACAGAACUUACUCACCGUCGUUCCCUACCAAGCUGGCGGAACUUUGUCCAGCAGAUCUCCAGCAGACCCCAGGUUCGACGGCAUUUGGUGGGAUAGGCAGUCGACAGUGCCUCCCAGCCAGGCAAACAGCAGUUAUGACGCAUCUCCAAAUCUGCUCACAAGCGAGGAUUAUUCACCACCCGAGGCGAAUUUACAAGACUUCGAUAACGGCGACGUAAACCAAUCCUUAGGCGAAUACGGAAAUGACCAGUAUAGUCGACCUAGCCCUACAGCGACUCCAUCUGGCGUGUGUGGAGAGUACAAAUACGCGGACUGGACCUGGGAUAGUUACCAUAAAAACCACCCGAUUCGUGAUCCCGGCACAUACCAUGAGUAGCUCUAUUGGAACAUGGCCGAGAAGAUUGGCGAUUUUGGAUCU
Annulohypoxylon maeteangense is the source of this 1047-nucleotide messenger RNA. RefSeq lists its product as uncharacterized. The coding region runs from base 274 to 1005 and encodes 243 amino acids. NCBI's taxonomy places the organism in Eukaryota, Fungi, Ascomycota, Sordariomycetes, Xylariales, Hypoxylaceae. The record is from RefSeq and is a predicted model, not a curated record. The transcript has a single exon.